Syngnathus typhle (broad-nosed pipefish) is the source of this 5561-nucleotide messenger RNA. RefSeq names its product CSC1-like protein 2. Gene Ontology annotation, cellular component: plasma membrane. Gene Ontology annotation, molecular function: nucleic acid binding; calcium-activated cation channel activity. The record is from RefSeq and is a predicted model, not a curated record. The transcript is spliced from 23 exons. The coding region runs from base 391 to 2874 and encodes 827 amino acids. NCBI's taxonomy places the organism in Eukaryota, Metazoa, Chordata, Actinopteri, Syngnathiformes, Syngnathidae.
UGCGUGCAUUGCCGCGUGUCCUCCGCAGCGGCAUCAGCAUCGGCGGCGGCGGACGAGACGAGCUGAACUGAGCUGAGUCCGGCUGAGCUGCCACACUGGCCCGCUCGGCUUCUCUUUGGUUUUAGCACCACCUCACCCGCCCGCCCCAACAGCAGGAAAGCAGGGGAAGAGGAGCAAGAGGACCGACCGGCAGGUGCGCCCGCCCGCUUGCGAUGGCGAUAGCGUCGGCGCUGCGACACGACGACUCGGCGACGCUCGGCGCUGCUGCGUGAGGAUUUCAGGCCACGCAACGCCACUUCCGGUGCCCAGGGGGGGCGACCCGGCCCACGCCGUCGACGCCCGCCGACCGGGCUCCCCGUGCAGGUCGAGGGCGAAAAUGCGGCGCUGAGCAUGCUGGCGGUGCUGAUCGUUGCCAUGGCGACCACGGGCGGCGCCCGGGCCUGCGGCGCCCGGGACAACUGCUCGGCCGAUGGCGGCUCCAAAGAGUACUGCUACUCGGCCCGCAUCCGCAGCACCGUGCUGCAGGGUCUGCCCUUCGGCGGCGUGCCUACCGUGCUGGCGCUGGACUUCAUGUGCUUCCUGGUCUUGCUUUUCGUCUUUUCCAUCUUACGAAAGGUGGCGUGGGACUACGGACGCCUGGCGCUGGUCACCGAUGCCGACAGCGUGGCAUCGGCGGCGAUGCACUCGGAUACGCCCGACCGCUACGAACGCCUGACGUCGGUCUCCAGCUCUGUUGACCUGGAGCAGCGCGACAACGGCUUCUGCUCGUGGCUGACGGCCAUCUUCCGCAUCAAGGACGAGGAGAUCCGGGAGAAAUGCGGCGAGGACGCCGUGCACUACCUGUCCUUCCAGCGUCACAUCAUCGGCCUCCUGGUGGUGGUGGGCGUCCUGUCAGUCGGCAUCGUGCUGCCCGUCAACUUCUCGGGCGACCUGCUGGAAAACAACGCCUACAGCUUCGGCCGCACUACGAUAGCCAACCUAAAGUCCGGAACCAAUUUGUUGUGGCUGCACACCACGUUCGCCUUCAUGUACCUGUUGCUCACCGUCUACAGCAUGAGACGGCACACGUCCAAGAUGCACUACAAGGAGGAUGACCUGGUGAAACGCACCUUAUUCAUCAACGGCAUCUCCAAAUACGCCGAAGAGAGUCAGAUCAAACAACACUUUGAGCAGGCGUAUGAGAACUGCGCCGUUCUGGAGGCUCGGAUCUGCUACAACGUGGCCAGGCUGAUGUCUCUCAACGCCGAGAGGAAGAAGACAGAGCGCAGCAAAAAGUUCUUUACCGACCUGAUGGCCAAGGAGCACGUUCCCACCAUGAUCAACCCCAAACCUUGCGGACAUCUCUGCUGCUGCGCCAUCGCCGGCUGCGAAGAGGAGGAGGCAGUCAGUUUCUACACCAAGAGGGAGGCUAAACUGAAGGAGGAGUACCGCAAGGAGAAGGAAAAGGUCCACACCAAACCUCUGGGCAUGGCCUUCGUCACCUUCCAGAACGAGGCCACGACCGCCACAAUCCUGAAGGACUUCAACGCGUGUCAGGUUCAAGGUUGCCGAUGUCGCCAGGAGCCGCGAUCCUCGCAGUUCAGUGAAGCGCUUCACGUGCACAACUGGAACGUGUCGUACGCGCCUGACCCGCAAAACGUGCGCUGGGAGCACCUGUCGCUGGGCGGACUCUCCUGGUGGAUCCGCUGCCUGGUCAUCAAUUGCAUCCUGUUCCUGCUGCUCUUCUUCCUCACCACACCGGCCAUCAUCAUCUCCACCAUGGACAAGUUCAACGUCACCAAGCCAGUGGAGUACCUCAACAACCCCAUCGUGACGCAGUUCUUCCCCACACUCCUCCUGUGGGCCUUUUCUGCCCUGCUGCCAACCAUCGUCUACUACUCGGCAUUCUUUGAGGCGCACUGGACGAGGUCUGGAGAAAACAGGACAACGAUGCACAAGUGCUACACGUUCCUGAUCUUUAUGGUACUUCUGCUGCCCUCUCUCGGCCUUAGCAGCCUGGAUGUCUUCUUCCGCUGGCUCUUUGACAAAAAGUUCUUGGCCGACGGCACCGUCCGCUUUGAGUGCGUGUUCCUGCCCGACAACGGCGCUUUCUUCGUCAACUACGUGAUCGCGUCGGCCUUCAUCGGGAACGCCAUGGACCUGCUUCGUAUCCCGGGUCUCCUCAUGUAUAUGAUUCGGCUCUGCUUGGCGCCGUCCGCUGCGGACAGACGUAACGUCAAGAGGCAUCAAGCGUACGAGUUCCAGUUCGGGGCGGCGUACGCCUGGAUCAUGAACGUCUUCACCGUGGUCAUGGCCUACAGCAUCACCUGCCCCAUCAUCGUGCCCUUUGGUCUGAUGUACAUGCUGCUCAAGCACCUGGUGGACCGCUACAACAUGUACUACGCGUACCUGCCGUCCAAGCUGGACAAGAAAAUCCACUCUGGCGCCGUGACGCAGGUGGUGGCUGCGCCCAUCCUUUGCCUCUUCUGGCUGCUCUUCUUCUCAACCAUGCGGACAGGUUUCGAGACACCCACGUCGGUCUUCACGCUUGCGGUUCUGGUGGUGACCAUCGUGGUGUGCUUAUCGCACGUCUGCUUCGGGCACUUCAAGUACCUCAGCGCUCACAACUACAAGAUCGACACCAAGGACUCGGACGCCGAAGUGGUGGAGAACGGCCGUCCGGCCCGCAUUGCUGCUUCCCCGCCGUCCAAAUCGCAGCAGAUGUACAUCGCCCAGGUGCUCCAGGACCCCAACUCGGACGAGCCGGGCGGAGGGGGUGAGGAGGACCGGGCGUCGUCCCAAGACGACGACAUGCUCAACGGCGGCAACAACAUCAACGAGGCGGAUUUCCACUCGGGGGAGGACAGUCUGAUCGCAAACGAGGUCCGCCAGUAACUGGGGGUGGAGCUCCACGGAGGGGGCGGAGACAGUCCGCCGUCCUCGCCACCACGCGAUGCUAGCGAGCGAGCUAACCAGCUCGCUCUCUAGCUAGCCGGCUAGCGCCACUGCGCUGGCGAGGCUCCGCCCCUUCCCAGCUUGAAGACUUGACCCUGACCGUUGCGGUGGGCAUCAUCCAACUGGAAGUGCGUCCCCUCACCUGGCCGCUCUUAUCGCUCUCAUCUGUGGCUUUUUUUUCCCAAGCGGUUGUCACUCAGGAGUUCUCGGCACCUCCGCCGCUUGCGGCUCGUCUGGAACGAGUCGUGGGACCUCCCGACGUCGACCGCACCUUCAAAUGUCACGUGACCACACGGUGGUGUCGGCACGCGUCGCCCUUUGAUACGACGGGACUCCAAACAACCGCUCGUGACUCACCGACAUAACUCACGACUCGGCUGCGAUUGGAUAGGGUGAGCCGUUCAAAGGUAUCCGAGUCGCACGUCCCCGACAAAAACUCGUGGCAACUGGACCCUUCCGCUGACUUUGGAUUGAAUGGCGGUACCUCCCACUAGGCCCCGACGGCGACCGGACUGGGCGUGACUCUCAAUUUGUUGGUUUCGGGUCGUUGGCCUGAAAGGGGGGGGCUAAAGUGUUGACUCUCCAGGACGAGUCGUGACGCAAACGUGUGCGAGUUGCACAUGAAACCUCUGAGUAGUUUGAAUGCUUCACGACUGAACUCUUCCCAUGACUUGGUCCUUGUUGUUUUCACAUACGCUAGCGGGUGUUGUGAGCUAAUGCACGCGUGCUAAUGCCCUUAAGUGAAGAGGUUUUUGGGGGCUUCUUCGUCUGCCAGCUUCUGUGUUGAGUGCACGGGAGGCUUCACCUGUUAGCCUAGCUUAGCUCUGAGAAUAGGUUAGCACAUAGCACGCCCAGCGUCGUUUAGUUUCAUGCGCCAUACAUUGGAGUGACAGCAGUUGGUGGCGCGCUUUUACGUAUGAGACAAACGGGUUCAACAAAAUGUCUGGCUUGCGCGCACUAGCCUAAAGCUAGCAUGUCUAUAAAGCUUCUGGAGACAUUUUCAAUGCUAAGGUGGAAUACAAUUUAAAAUUGGUUGUUUUUAAUCCGACGUUCCGCGCUAUGCUAAGCUAGGCUAACUGCACUUUGACAGCUGUUCACUGGGGCUGAUAUUUAUGUAUUUUUUAAACUUAUUUAUGUUUGUCUUCCGUUUGGUGUGAACACUGAAUUUGAACAUAUUUUAUGAGCUAGCUUGCUAGCGCAUCGUCUUAUAUUUGCAAAACGAACAAAAACGUUUGACUCAAAAAGCCGCCGAGUCAUUUGACAACGAUUGACGUCUCAUUGGUGCCGCCCCCCCUAAAACAUAUUGUUUACAUUGCAUUUUUCGUUUUUGCGCGUGCGUGUGUGAGCGCGCGCACACACAGAGCUGAGCGAUGAAAGCUGUUGGAGCUCUGGUCUUUGUGGCUCCACGCUGGAGACUUUGACCUCUGCGUGCUGCGUCCAUUCGUUCACGUGGUCUCCUCUGAUUGACAUUCAAAGGCGCGUCCUCAUUGGACACUAGUCUCAGAUAGCGGCUGCUGUUUGCCGCUUGACAAGACCCUAAGCCUCGGACAAAAGAAGCCCCCACGGAAAGCCCCCAAUGCCCACUAUCUUGCGCAACCACGACCGCAUCCUCGUAUCGGGGCCGACGGCUAAUGUUAUUUGGGACGUGUGAACCGAAAGAGCAGGGGUGCAACGAUCUGUGGACGAACCAACAACUAAUUCAUGAUCAAAUGAAUGGCCAACUAUUUUGAUAAGCGAUGGCAAAGACAGUAAUAACCCCGCCACAGUUUGGCUUGAGCCGCAGGUGUUUCGACAUAUGUAGCUAGCGCUGGAGCAAAGUGCAGCUUUUCUGUGAAGCUCCUGCCGCUCGAGCCAAACUGUGGCCUGACGCCGGGUUUUGACUUCCUGGACCUGGAUUUGUCAUCGCUGAUCCCAUUGUUGAGUUUCGAACGAUCCAAGUCCUAGACAUUUCAGCCUCUCGUCAGUCAAUAUUGACUGAUCUCUGUUGUCAAAGCAGACUUGGUGUCUGAAUGGAAAGAAGACAACAAAGAACUCAAAGAAAUCUACAAUCAAUAUUUUGGCAGGUUGAAGAUAAUGGAGUAAACCACAAACAGAGUCAUCAUGGUCCGUUGAUGUUUGUGCACUUUUUUAUUUGAAAUCAUGGCCCUCGUUGGAAUAGAGGGAUGCGCGUUAAUAUCGUCUGACCGCCACGGAUGAAUCAUUCAUGAAAACUUUGUAGUGGCUGACUUGUUUUAGAGGGCUUCCCCCUUGUUCUUUGGGUGGUUCCAAGAAAAGAAAUGUGAAAAGAUAGGAUCGACACCCGCCAUCGUCACAACAGGAAAUGCAAAACGUUCAAGUGUGACGACUCGAGGCCAAAGCAUUAGGUUUGUUUUGAUUUGGAUUAGCUUUUGCUUCUCUGGCGGGGAUUUUGAGCAGGAAAGGGAAGGGCCGCCGGCCGCGAGUUGUGUCCAAUAAAGCCCGUCCAAACGUCGCCGCGAAUGUGCGCACAUAAGGAGUGUCCAAGUGCGCCGUUUGCCGACAAUGCGGCGCCAACAUCUUGAUUUGUGUUAUUGCUGUGCGUGAGCCUUUUUAUUUUCUCCCGUAUGCUACUUAUGUAUGUCAACUGGUCAAUAAAAUGUCUCAUCAAG